AUGAAGAUGGAGCAGUACCUGGUGAGAUCGAUUCCCAAUAGUGGGGAAGUGUUUUCAAAAGAGAGGAAAUCCACAGCAGCUCAUCAUCCUCUUCGUUUCUCAAGGUCUGCAACAAUGGAGACGUUUUUGUUCACAUCCGAAUCCGUUAACGAAGGCCACCCAGACAAGCUCAGCGACCAGAUCUCCGACGCCGUCCUUGACGCCUGCCUAGCACAGGACCCAGACAGCAAGGUUGCUUGUGAAACUUGCACCAAAACGAACAUGGUAAUGGUUUUUGGUGAAAUUACAACCAAAGCUAACAUCGAUUACGAGAAAAUCGUCCGUGAUACUUGUCGCGAGAUCGGAUUUGUUUCCGAUGAUGUGGGUUUAGACGCCGACAACUGCAAAGUACUCGUCAAUAUUGAGCAACAAAGCCCCGAUAUCGCCCAGGGUGUCCAUGGUCACUUAACAAAGAAGCCGGAAGAAAUCGGCGCCGGUGACCAAGGUCAUAUGUUUGGUUACGCCACCGAUGAGACCCCUGAGCUCAUGCCGCUCAGCCAUGUUCUUGCGACCAAACUUGGAGCCCGAUUAACUGAAGUUCGGAAAAACGGGACCUGCACCUGGCUCCGCCCCGACGGGAAAACCCAGGUCACCGUCGAGUACUUCAACGACAAAGGAGCCAUGGUUCCGAUACGCGUCCACACCAUUCUGAUAUCGACGCAGCAUGAUGAAACGGUCACCAACGAUGAGAUUGCCGCUGAUCUGGAAGAGCAUGUGAUCAAACCGGUGGUUCCGACGAAUUAUCUCGACGAGAAGACAAUCUACCAUUUGAACCCGUCUGGACGUUUUGUAAUCGGUGGACCUCACGGUGACGCUGGUCUUACCGGUCGGAAAAUCAUCGUUGACACCUACGGUGGUUGGGGUGCUCAUGGCGGUGGUGCUUUCUCCGGGAAGGACCCAACCAAGGUGGACCGCAGCGGUGCUUACAUUGUCAGGCAAGCUGCCAAGAGCAUUGUGGCUUGUGGGGUCGCAAGAAGGGCCAUUGUUCAAGUCUCGUAUGCUAUUGGUAUCCCUGAGCCAUUGUCGGUUUUUGUGGACACAUAUGGAACAGGGAAGAUUCAUGACAAAGAGAUUUUGAAGAUUGUGAAUGAGAACUUUGAUUUUAGGCCUGGAAUGAUCUCGAUUGAUCUUGAUUUAAAAAGAGGUGGUAAUGGGAGGUUCUUGAAGACCGCUGCUUAUGGACAUUUUGGUAGGGAUGAUCCCGACUUCACGUGGGAGGUGGUGAAGGACCUUAAGUGGGUUAACCCUCAAGCUUAAGAUAAUAUUGAUUCGAUGAACUCCCUAAAACUAAAACUAAUCAAUGUUGUCUUGAAGGUUUACUUAUCUUAUGGGUUUAGGAUAUAGCAUUUUAUUUGGUCUUAUUAACUUAUUUGGUUUGUGGCAUUCUAUGCUUGUUUACUAUAUGGUUUGGUUUGGUUUUGUUUGUUGCUUUAUAAUAUGAAUCUUAGAAUCAAUGGUGAUCCCUUAUAGUAUAUC
Molecule: messenger RNA, 1515 nt
Organism: Lactuca saligna
Lineage: Eukaryota; Viridiplantae; Streptophyta; Magnoliopsida; Asterales; Asteraceae
Source: the annotation of a GenBank genome assembly